Molecule: messenger RNA, 905 nt
Organism: Myzus persicae (green peach aphid)
Lineage: Eukaryota; Metazoa; Arthropoda; Insecta; Hemiptera; Aphididae
Product: tigger transposable element-derived protein 4-like
Exons: 1
Cellular component (GO): nucleus
Molecular function (GO): DNA binding
Source: RefSeq, a predicted model, not a curated record
UUGAUUUCGACCAAAUCGAUAUGACUUAAUCUUAUCUGUAACAGAUAAUGUGUCUUGUGCGACCGUACUGUAUACAGCAUACGUUUCUUACUCGUUUAGUCGCCGUUUUGAUUGCUAUCCGUUUAGACACGUUCUGAAUUCCGUAGUUAAAAAUGUCAAAUAAAAGAAGACGCUGUUUCACUAUUGCUGAAAAAGUGAAAAUAAUUGAACGUUUAGAAUGUGGUGUUUCUAAUAAAGAUCUUUGCCAAGAGCUAGGAAUUAGUCAAUCAACACUAUCUACCAUAUGGAAAUCAAAAGACCAAAUAAAAAGCGUUUUUCAAAAAGACGUGACAUCUAACAAAAGGUUAAAAUGUAGCCAACAUCAAGACGUCGAACUGGCUCUCUUUGAAUGGUUCAAAAUACAACGAUCUAAAAAUAUUCCAAUAAGUGGUCCGAUACUUCAAGAAAAAGCGACCGAAUUCGGGAAGCGUUUUAAUAAAAUCGAUUUUCAAUGUUCUUCUUCUUGGAUUACCCGUUUUCGUCAAAGACACAAUAUCGUUUUUGGAAAAAUAAGUGGAGAAUCGUCAAGCGUUCCUGUUGGUGUUUCGGAAAAUUGGCUGGAACACGUUUGGCCUAAUUUGCGUAAAAAUUAUGCAGAUUGUGACAUUUAUAACGCUGAUGAAACUGGAUUGUUUUAUCGUCUAACACCAUCUCAAACAUUACGUUUUAAAGGGGAAACAUGCAGUGGUGGUAAAUUAUCUAAAGAGCGACUCACAAUUCUUGUAGCCUCUAAUAUGACUGGUUCUUACAAACAAAAAUUGUUAGUAAUUGGAAAAUCUAAGACUCCGAGAUGUUUUAAAAAUGUCAAAAACUUGCCAGUCGACUACAAAAGCAAUAAAAAAGCAUGGAUGACCGGUGACAUAUUU